UUUUGAAAGCUGUAUUGGUAUUUCUUUUUUGUUUAAAAAUCUCUGUGGAAAUAAUAUUACUGUUUAUCUUCACUUGCACACAACUUCCUUCUGUUAAGAACUGGCUUGCAGAUCCUAAUGGGGGCAGUGAAGGAGAAGAGCAUAUCCGGGGAAUUAUGGCUGAAGCAAGGAAGGUUGCAGAAUUGUGUGAAGAGCCUAAAGAAAGAGAUGAUAUCCUUCGUUCUUUGGGGGAAAUCUCUGCUUUGACUGCUAAGCUGUCAGAUCUGCGACGACAUGGGAAAGGUGACUCUCCUGAGGCUCGUGCAUUGGCUAAGCAAAUAGCUACAUCGCUUCAGAAUUUACAGUCCAAAACAAACAGGGCUGUGGCAAAUACUAGGCCAGUUAAAGCAGCUGUCCAUUUGGAAGGCAAGAUUGAGCAAGCCCAAAGGUGGAUAGACAACCCUACAGUUGCUGAUCGGGGAGUAGGCCAAGCAGCAAUUCGGGGCUUGGUUGCAGAAGGCCGUCGUUUAGCCAAUGUUAUGAUGGGACCUUAUCGUCAAGACCUGCUGGCCAAAUGUGACCGUGUGGACCAGCUGGCUGCUCAGCUAGCUGACCUUGCAGCAAGAGGGGAGGGAGAGUCUCCUCAGGCCAGGGCAAUCGCUGCUCAGCUGCAGGACUCGCUGAAGGAUCUUAAAACACGGAUGCAAGAGGCAAUGACCCAGGAGGUAUCUGAUGUUUUCAGUGACACAACAACUCCUAUUAAAUUGUUAGCAGUAGCAGCCACUGCUCCCCCUGAUGCUCCCAAUAGAGAUGAGGUGUUUGAUGAAAGAGCAGCAAACUUUGAAAACCACGCUGCUAGACUGGGAGCUACAGCAGAAAAAGCAGCUGCAGUUGGAACUGCAAAUAAAACUACUGUGGAGGGCAUUCAGGCAACAGUGAAAUCGGCACGGGAACUUACCCCACAGGUAGUAUCAGCUGCUCGUAUCCUUCUGAGAAAUCCUGGAAAUCAAGCUGCUUAUGAACAUUUUGAGACCAUGAAAAACCAAUGGAUCGAUAAUGUAGAGAAAAUGACAGGGUUGGUGGAUGAAGCCAUUGACACCAAGUCUCUGUUGGAUGCAUCAGAAGAAGCUAUUAAGAAAGAUCUUGAUAAAUGUAAAGUUGCAAUGGCCAACAUUCAACCUCAGAUGCUGGUAGCUGGUGCCACCAGCAUUGCUAGACGAGCCAACCGCAUCCUACUGGUAGCAAAACGGGAGGUUGAAAAUUCAGAAGACCCUAAAUUCCGAGAAGCUGUUAAAGCAGCCUCUGAUGAGCUAAGCAGAACUAUCUCACCAAUGGUAAUGGAUGCUAAAGCUGUGGCAGGAAACAUUUCUGAUCCUGGUUUGCAGAAGAGUUUCUUGGAUUCUGGAUACAGAAUUCUUGGAGCUGUGGCCAAAGUCAGAGAAGCCUUCCAGCCUCAGGAACCAGAUUUCCCCCCUCCUCCUCCUGACCUUGAGCAGCUCCAUCUGACUGAUGAGCUUGCUCCUCCAAAACCACCACUCCCAGAAGGUGAGGUUCCCCCACCCAGACCACCACCACCUGAAGAAAAGGAUGAAGAGUUCCCAGAGCAGAAAGCAGGAGAAGCUAUUAAUCAGCCCAUGAUGAUGGCUGCUAGGCAGUUGCACGAUGAAGCACGGAAAUGGUCUAGCAAGGGUAAUGACAUCAUUGCUGCUGCCAAACGAAUGGCGCUGCUCAUGGCAGAGAUGUCACGCCUGGUGAGAGGGGGCAGUGGAAACAAGCGUGCCCUUAUUCAGUGUGCAAAGGAUAUUGCUAAGGCAUCAGAUGAAGUCACUCGGUUAGCCAAAGAGGUGGCAAAGCAGUGCACUGACAAGCGCAUUAGAACGAACCUCUUGCAGGUCUGUGAGCGAAUCCCAACCAUCAGCACACAACUGAAAAUUCUCUCCACUGUCAAAGCUACCAUGCUGGGCAGAACUAAUAUCAGUGAUGAGGAGUCAGAACAGGCAACUGAGAUGUUGGUUCAUAAUGCCCAGAAUCUUAUGCAGUCUGUGAAGGAAACUGUGAGAGAAGCUGAGGCAGCAUCCAUUAAGAUAAGAACAGAUGCUGGAUUCACUCUUCGAUGGGUCAGAAAGACCCCGUGGUAUCAGUAAACAUUUGCAACAAGUAUUUUCCAUAACACAAAAUGCCUUUUUUUGGAAACAGAUACAUUAAGAGCAAAAGGUGCUGUAUACAUGAGCUGAAGAUUAGCUUAUGCUAAUGCCCCAUUCUAAGGGUAUGAAUUACAAGAGAAUGCUUCUCAAAUGUCUUUGGAAUGCUUUUGAUAUCAAACAC
Molecule: messenger RNA, 2304 nt
Organism: Merops nubicus (carmine bee-eater)
Lineage: Eukaryota; Metazoa; Chordata; Aves; Coraciiformes; Meropidae
Gene: VCL
Product: vinculin
Exons: 12
Biological process (GO): cell adhesion
Cellular component (GO): actin cytoskeleton
Molecular function (GO): actin filament binding; structural molecule activity
Source: RefSeq, a predicted model, not a curated record